AUGGUCCAACAUCCACUCCCCGAUUCAUUGAUAUCAAUGGACGAGGCGAUGAACUACUGGCAAAACGUCGCCCCUAGCGUCGACGGCAUGCUGGGCGGUUUUCCCUCCGUGUCCAGGAUCGACUUACAGGGCUCGCGGUCCUUUCUUGCCAAGUUGGGGAUUGGCAAGCCUCGGGUCCCAAGAGCGCUAGAAGGCGGAGCUGGAAUUGGUAGAAUCACUAAAGGCUUGCUGCUCGAUGUCGCUGAGACGGUGGAUAUCAUUGAACCCGUUGCUAAGUUCACCGCUGGUUUGGUAGAUACACCCGGUGUUGGCCAGAUUCACAACAUUGGCUUGCAGGAGUGGAAGCCAAAAGACGAACAGUAUGAUUUGAUCUGGACGCAAUGGUGUGCAGGUCAAAUACCCGAUGUUAUGCUCGUUCAAUAUCUUGAGCGGUGCGCUGCUGCUUUAGCUCCGCUGGGGAUUAUUAUAGUCAAGGAGAAUCUGAGCACUUCGGGAGAAGAUACGUAUGAUGAAGUUGACAGCAGUGUAACAAGGACGGAUGAGGGCUUUAGAGCGAUUUUUGAAAAGGCGGGAUUGGAAGUUAUACGAGCUGACUUGCAGAACGGAUUUCCGAAAUCGUUGCUGCCGGUGAAGAUGUAUGCUUUGAAGCCAAAGGGACAAUGA
Fusarium tjaetaba is the source of this 663-nucleotide messenger RNA. RefSeq names its product Duf858 domain protein. Gene Ontology annotation, cellular component: cytoplasm. Gene Ontology annotation, biological process: N-terminal protein amino acid methylation. NCBI's taxonomy places the organism in Eukaryota, Fungi, Ascomycota, Sordariomycetes, Hypocreales, Nectriaceae. Gene Ontology annotation, molecular function: N-terminal protein N-methyltransferase activity. The record is from RefSeq and is a predicted model, not a curated record. Bases 1 to 663 code for a protein of 220 amino acids. The transcript is spliced from 3 exons.